AGACCGGGAGCGGAAGAAGCUCCGGGACCUGGUCCCGCAAGUUUUCCGGGACCCCCGGAGUGAGUGAAGGACCCCGCUCCAGGGGCCCGAAAAACUCUCUUGGGGGCCCCUGUGGAGCCCGGAGCAAAUUGCCCCUCUUGCCCCCCCGCCCCCCGGCGGCCCUGCUCCUUAGACACACAGUUCUGCAAGCUCAUCAGGACAGGGGGAUGGAUUCUGAUGUCGAUCUGAAACCCAAGUGACCCUCCCCACCAACACAGGAGAUGAUUGCAGGACCAGAGCCCUAGUGGGGGUACAUUUUUCACCAAAGCCUCCAGGGCAGUAAUGUUGGCUCUUUCCAAUUCAGCAAACAGAGUGAGUCUGUUCCAGGAAGGGAAACACGCCCUUGCUGCUGCAGGCGGGGCAUAAUGUGAACUCAGGAAAUUGAAACUUACUCUCCCCAGAGGGAGCCAUGGCUGCAGAGAACCAUGUGGAAAGUCUCCAGGAUGAAGCUACUUGUCCCAUCUGUCUGGAGUAUUUCACAGAACCUGUCACUCUGGAGUGUGGGCACAAUUUCUGCCGAGCCUGCAUCGCCCAGUGCUGGGAGAGAUCCGAUACAGCCGCCUCCUGCCCUCAGUGCAGAGAAACUGUGCGGCACAGAAACUUCAGGCCCAACAGGCAGCUGGCAAAUGUCCUAGAAAUAGCCAAACGGCUGAGUUUACAGGCAGCAAAAGGAGCAGGAGAGGAUGGAGGGUGUGAUAGACACCAGGAAGCUCUGAAACUGUUUUGUGAAGAGGAUCAAACCCCCAUCUGUGUGGUGUGCGACAGAUCCCGGGCUCACCGUGCUCACACGGUGGUUCCCAUAGAGGAGGCUGCCCAGGAGUACAAGGAAAGAAUCCAGACCCAUUUGAAGACUCUGAGGGAAGAGAGAGAAAAGCUGCUGGGAUUUAAAGUGACUGGAGAGGGGAAAAGGCAGGAGUAUCUGAAACAAACACAAAUUGAGAGGCAGAAGAUUGUGUCUCAAUUUCAGCAACUGCGGCAGUUCUUGAAGGAACAAGAGCGACUCCUGCUGGCCCAGCUGGAGAAUCUGGACCAGGAGACUGAGAGGAUACAAAAUGAAAAUUCCAGUAAACUCUCAGAGGAGAUUUCCCAUCUUAGUGAGCUGAUCGGUGAGAUGGAGAGAAAGUGUCAAAAGCCAGCAAGUGAAUUCCUGCGGGAUGUCAGAAACACCUUGAGCAGGUGGGAGAAGGGGAAGUUCCAGCAGCCAGAGGAGAUUUCUCCUGAACUGGAAGAGCAAAUCAGUUGUUUCUCCCAGAAAACUAUUGGGCUAGUGGAGGCACUGAGGAAGUUCAAAGACACUCUGCCGUCUGCACUAGAGACAAAAAGAGGGGAAUCCCUAGGAGCACACAGACAGGGUGAGUUUGCAGCAAAUGUGACUCUGGAUCCAGACACGGCUCAUCCCCAACUCAUCCUAUCUAAGGAUCGGAAAAGUGUGAAAUGGGCAGACAGACGGCAGAGACUACCCAACAACCCUGAGAGAUUUGACCUUGAGCCCUGUGUGCUGGGCUGUGAGAGAUUUAUCUCGGGGAGACAUUGCUGGGAGGUGGAGGUUGGCAGUGGGGAAGGCUGGGCUGUGGGGGUGGCCAGAGAGUCUGUGGGGAGGAAAGGACAGAUCAACCGUAGCCCUGAGGGGGGGAUCUGGGCCCUGGAGUGGUGGGGUGGGCAGUUCCGGGCUCUCACCUCCCCUGAGACCCUCCUACCCCGGCGCCGGGUCCCCAGCAGGAUCCAGGUUUGUCUGGACUGUGACCGGGGGCAGGUGACAUUUAUUGAUGCUGGUGACAAGGCCCCAAUCUUCACUUUCUCACCGGGCUCCAUCCCUAGGGAGAGAAUCCGACCCUGGCUCUGCGGGGAAUGGAGAUCCCGGCUCAGACUGUGUCCCUGAGACACUGGGGUGGGCGGGGGGUGAGGGGGGGUGGAACAUAUCAGCCUCUCUAGCGUCACACACCCUAGUCUCUGUGACCUCUCCCUGUGGACUUUCUAUUCUGUCUCUGAGACCCUGGAGGUUGCUUCCAGUCGUAACUCUGUGCAGCCUCUGGACUAUCAAACCAUAGAGAGCAUUGAGUCAGCGAGGGAGAGAAGCCAGCCUCAUCACUGCCCCAGGGAUUGUGCAGCCUGUUUGCCACUGUCCUCUAUGAGCCAGGAGGAUUCUGGAGAUGCUGGGUCAGACAGUGCCACUGAGACAUGUCGGGGUUGACGGGGGGAGGAACAGCCCACAGGGAAUGAAAUAAUGGGCUUUUCUCACCACAGUCAUCCUCGCCCCUAUAACGUGAGGAAUUCCUGUCUUUCCAACCAUCUGGCCUCAGCUCUAUGACCCCUGGAGGCUCCUUCCCACUACCUCCCUGCAGCACCAGGGGUUUGAGGGAGAAGGGGUGAAGAACCCCUGGAGCUGCAGGAGGAGCAGAGGGGCCCUGAGGGGCAGAUGUGGGGGCUGCAGGGUCAGAACUGAAGGAGGGGCUGGGGGACAGAAUUAAAAGUCAGGCUGGGGACAGGCAGAUGUGGGAGUGGCAGGGUCACAGAACUAAUGGGAGUUUUGGGGAGAUGCUGGAGACUGCACCGGCAGGGCUGCUAGCAGAGGGAUAGCUAGGGACUGGGGAGUGUGCAUUCAUCGCAAUAUCCAGUAGAAAUGAAUGGUUAGCAUACACGUUCUACAUCGAUAGAAGGGUUGGUUUUUUUUCCAUCAAUGCAGUUAAUUCACCUCUAGGAGAGGCAGUAGUUAGGGCAACAAAGAAUUCUUCUCUUGACCUAUCUGCAUCUACACUGGGGUUAGAUUGACCUAACUGCAUCACACAUAAUGUGAAUUUUUUCACAGCUCUGAGCAAUGUAGCAAGGUCACCCUAAGGGUUAGAGGUGGACCAGGUCUCAGGAUGAAUAAGGGUAUGUCUACACUACAUUGGUUAGAGUGGCACAGCUACAACGCUACAGCUGUGUCCUUGACAUGCCGUAGUGUAGAUGCUUCUUACAUUGACAGAAGGUUUUUCCAUCACUAUAGUUAAUCCCCCUUUCUGAGAGGCUGUCGCCAGGUCACCAGAGGAAUUCCAUUGUCUGCAUGAGCGAUUAGGUCCAUCUAGCUGUGGCACUCAGGGCACACAAUGUUUCACAGCCCUGAGUGACAUCAUUAGGUUGAUCUAAGUGUUAAGUGUAGAGCAGGCCUAAGGGGUUUCCCUGGAGCUGGCUGAAAACACAGGGGCUAAGGGAUUGGCUGGCAGCUUGGUGUGUGAGAGACAGAAAGCCAAGGGAAGCAGUCAUGCGUGUGAUCCCAGCAGGAAACUGCGAGACAGAGCUUGCUUCAGGCACAGGGUUCCCUGGAAACACAUGGAUUUUUUUAGUAAGGAAACUGCCAGCUGCUGUUUGUUCAGGGCACAGGAAUGUGUGGACAUUGUUUGUGAAUAAUAAAGAUUGUACCAAAGAAAUAGCUGACUCCUAUAAUCAGUUUCUCCUCCCAGUGGAAUAAUCUAGCAAGGCCCCAAACACUGGCUAAUUGCUGAGGUCAAAGGAGCAAUGAUACAACCCAAGUCAGAAUCUAGACCUGUGGAGGGAAAUGUGUUGGUGGGAAACAUUUGCAGGGAGCUCCAGCCGCAAAGAGCCUGUGCAGAGGAGCAGAUUGCUGCUAACUGUGAACUUGAGCAUGUCCAGCUUUGUGUGCUGAGCAGUCCCCAUUGUCCCUGCUCGCAGGACACCAGGGAAUCCAGAGGCUGCUACAGAACUUUUACUGGCCUGGAGUCUUUGAUAUUGUCCAACAAUAUUACAGGUCCUGUGACCCCUGUCAGAGGAUGGGGAAGGCCCGGGACAAGGGGAAAGCAGCUUUGAGACCUUUGCCCAUUGUUAGGAUAUAGAUAUUC
Gopherus evgoodei (Goodes thornscrub tortoise) is the source of this 3875-nucleotide messenger RNA. RefSeq names its product zinc finger protein RFP-like. The transcript is spliced from 7 exons. The coding region runs from base 449 to 1918 and encodes 489 amino acids. Lineage: Eukaryota; Metazoa; Chordata; Testudines; Testudinidae. Gene Ontology annotation, molecular function: protein binding; zinc ion binding. The record is from RefSeq and is a predicted model, not a curated record.